AUGGGUCACUGCAACGGCUUUCCAAUGGGAAGCCCCUGUAACUCCAUCAGCUCAUUGAGCGGGGACUGGAGCGGUGUGGCGACGACCUUGACCAACCUCUACCUCGGCGAAAACGAUCUUGUAGAGCUGAGUGUCCAGGACCUGCGAAAGCUCCUCUGGCUCAACGCAGAUGGGAACAUGCUUUCUUCGCUGGAAGCUGGGUCCGUUCCGCCCACUCUUCAGACCCUCAGCGUCUCCAACAACCUCAUCGCUUCUUUUCCCACCGACUUCUUAGAGGAGUCUAAGAGGAUAUCCUGGCUCUACCUCAGGGACAACCUCAUCAAUAGGAUUCCCUACUACAACUUCAAGCACAGGAAGAAACUGGAGAAGUUAGACCUCGGUGAAAACUGCAUCAAGGAGAUACCGAUGAAUCCGUUCAACGGAACCUUAAGUGUUCGAGAUCUGAAUCUCGACUUGAACGAGAUUCGAACACUCGGACCUAACGCUUUCAAUGGUCUCAGUCCUGGAAGAGUGUACCUGUCACAAAACGGCUUAGAAGAGAUACACAUCGAUGCGUUCGCCGGACUCGAGAGCACUCUUGAGUACUUAGAUCUCGGAGGAAACCUAUUGCAGGAGGUUCCCAAGGCCUUGUCUAGGCUUAAAAAGCUCAAAUAUCUCUACCUUCCGUCCAACAACAUAUCCCAUAUUCCCAACGACACAUUCAACAAUUACUCAGGUACCCUCGGUGCUUUAUCGCUCCAUGGGAAUCGACUCGAGGCCAUUCCAGCCGAUGCCUUGAGAGGAUGCGGAAAGUUAUAUCAUUUAAACAUCGGAUACAAUCACAUUAUGGAAAUAACCGAGGAGGACUUCGAGCAUUGGGGAGAAUCUUUGGACACUCUGCUUCUGAUGAAUAAUAGGUUGGUUCAGAUUCAUGGGCAUACAUUUCGACAGACUCCUCGCUUGAGAGAGUUGAGUCUUUCUUUCAAUAAAAUCAGUGCCAUUGAUACUGAUGCAUUUGUCGACGUUGAGGAUAGUCUUGAGAGUUUGGAGAUAAGCUUCGGCCUAUAUCAAGAAGAAUUCCCCGAAGAUUUCUUGAAACCUUUGAGAUCGUUGGUCUGGCUAGCUCUGGACAAUAACAGCUUCAGAAGCAUAUCACAGAGUGCUCUGUAUUCUUUCAAGAAUUUGCAAUAUCUCAACCUCGAUGGAAACAGACUAUCUAUGAUACCAGUCGGAUUGUUUCAUCCAAGCGUACACCGUAACUUGAGAGAUAUUAGAUUUUCGUACAAUCACAUUAUGUCCGUUGAUCCUCACACAUUUACUAAUCUUGUCAGUCUUCAAUCGAUUGUUUUGAGUGGUAAUCAGAUUAAAAUUCUAAAACCAAAUGCUUUUAAAAGCCUUCCUGGUAAGUUGAGCGUGAUUCUUUCAGACAACAAACUGACGACUAUUUCUCCGAGGGCCUUCAACGAUAUUGCUACUAUGGUACGGCUGGACCUCCAAUCGAAUGCAUUACAAGAGUUCUCUUUGAGUGCAUUCCACAACGUGACAGCUCCUUAUCUUCCGCUCAGUCUCAACCUUUCGAGAAAUGAAAUAUCCAAUCUUCUAGUCGCUGAGACUAUGAGGUCUGUCUGCAUUCACACGAUAGACUUGAGUCAUAACCAAAUCAUUGCCGUUCCCAAAGACUUCUUUCAAGAAAUCUACACUUCCAUCAGAAGGAUAUAUCUCGGCUACAACCGGAUCAGCAAGUUGGAUGAAACUGCGUUCGGAAAUUUGUCACCUUUACAAGCACUAUCGUUACAACACAACAGUAUUGUCUCCUUGAGGAAAAGGGCAUUCGUGGGACUUCCGAAUUUACAGAUUCUGGACCUCUCUCACAAUCACAUCGAACAGAUCCACAUGGAGCAGUUCAAGAGUCUUCCAAACUUGAGGAUUGUUGAUCUGUCUUAUAAUCACAUACGAAGCAUACCUAGGGAUGCCUUCCAAAAUACUAAACUGGAGAGGUUGGAUCUCUCUAAUAAUGAAUUUGUGGUCAUGCCAAGUGGUGCACUGGGUGAAGUGGGGUUCACAAUGCGGGUGUUGGACAUCGCGCACAACCAGAUAGAACACUUGGACGGCACCAUGUUCCCCGAGACACCAUUACUGUCGGCACUUGGCCUGGGCUACAACAAGAUCUCGACGAUCCCGGACAACGUCUUCUCCUCGCUGAGCGGGAUCUUGAGGCUAGAUCUUGCAGGGAACAGGCUGCGGGCUAACCUAAAGGAGCUCUUCCACUACCUCAACAAUCUUCGGCACUUGGACCUCGCGGACACCGGACUCAGAGACUUCCCUUCCCUGGCACUCCCUAACCUGGUCAGCCUCAACCUUUCAGGGAACCCCCUCGGAGGACUGAGUUCCGCGGCGGUGGCGGCCAUUCCGAAGUUGAGGCAGUUGGACCUGAGCCGCUGCAGGAUCAUUGCCUUGCCUCCGAUCUGGGAAAAGAUACCUUUUCUCAAAGUUCUCAACUUAGCAGACAACCCCGUUACGAAUUUGGAAUGGUUGGAUCUGAUCGGCCUGGAGAGACUCCAGAGCUUGCAGAUCGACCGCCUCACCUCCGAGACCCCUGGCCUCCGCAAGCUGACGCUGAAGGUGAGCUCGAGCAGCGGGCCGCGCCUGGGCCGGCUGGGCCGCAAGCUGCGCCACCUGGAGCUGACGGGCGGUGAGCUGCGGACGCUGACUGCCGGCAGCCUGCGGGGGACCGCCGGCGGGAACGAGCUGGUGCUGCAGAUCAGAGGGACCGCCCUCGAGGAGCUCCCGCUGGGACUGCUGGCCGCCCUCGGCAGGGUGCCCCACCUCUCCCUCGACCUGAGGAACAACCGCCUGAGCAGCCUCAGCCCCGACACCCUCUACUACAACCUCACCUCCUGGGAGGACAUGGGUAAUACCGAAAUUAAUAAUGCUUGGAAUAGGAAAAAAGAGGUGAGAAAGAAGGUAAAUGAAAACUCUAAAGAAAAAGAAAGAGACAAAUUGAACGUCACAAACAGACCUGGCACAGUUAAGACAAACAACUGGAAGGGGUCAUCAAAGUUUAAAACGCCAUAUCCUUCAAGUUCUUCACCAAUCUGA
This is a messenger RNA of Nezara viridula (southern green stink bug), 3078 nucleotides long. The record is from the annotation of a GenBank genome assembly. NCBI's taxonomy places the organism in Eukaryota, Metazoa, Arthropoda, Insecta, Hemiptera, Pentatomidae.